This is a messenger RNA of Cynocephalus volans (Philippine flying lemur), 1497 nucleotides long. RefSeq names its product keratin-associated protein 16-1. The coding region runs from base 1 to 1497 and encodes 498 amino acids. The transcript has a single exon. The record is from RefSeq and is a predicted model, not a curated record. Gene Ontology annotation, cellular component: keratin filament. Lineage: Eukaryota; Metazoa; Chordata; Mammalia; Dermoptera; Cynocephalidae.
AUGUCUGGCAGCUGUUAUUCUAGGAAAUGCCCCUCCAUGCCAGCCAUCUCUCUCUGCUCCACUGAGGUGAGCUGUGGAAGGCCCAUCUGUUUGCCCAGUUCCUGCCGGAGCCAGACAUGGCAACUGCUGACUUGUCAAGACAGUUGUGGAUCAUCUAGCUGCGGCCUACAAUGCUGUCAACCCUCCUGUUCCGUGAGCAGCUGUGCCCAACCCGUGUGCUGUGAGGCCACCAUUUGUGAGCCUUCCUACUCCGUGAGCAGCUGUGCCCAACCUGUAACCUGUGAGGCCACUGUUUGUGAGCCUUCUUACUCCGUGAGCAGCUGUGCCCAACCUGUAACCUGUGAGGCCACCAUCUGUGAGCCUUCUUGCUCUGUGAGCAACUGUGCCCAACCGGUGUGCUGUGAGGCCACCAUUUGUGAACCUUCUUGCUCCGUAAGUGGCUAUGCUCACUCUGUGGGCUGUGAGGCCACUUCCUACCAACCAGUGCUCUGUGUGCCCACUUCCUGUCAGCCUGUCCUCUGUAAGCCCAGCUGCUGCCAGCCAGUCGUCUGUGAGCCCAGCUGCUGUUCAGCUGUCUGCACUGUGCCUAGUUCCUGCCAACCAGUGGUCUGUGAGCCCCCUUGCUGUCAGCCAGUAUGCCCGACGUCUAGCUGCGGUCCAUCUGUCUGCUCUUUGGACAGUGGCUGCCAGGUUCUCUGCUCUGACCCCAGUCCUUGUGAGCCAUCUUGCUCAGAGCCCAGUGUCUGCCAGCCAGCUACCUGUGUGGCUCUGGUCUGUGAGCCUGUUUGCCUCCACUCUGUCUGCUGUGUUCCGAACCCUUGCGAGCCACCUUGUGUCUCCAGCACCUGCCAAGAACCCUCUUGUUGCGUCUCCAGUAUCUGCCAGCCCACCUGCUCUGAGCCCAGCCCCUGCUCACCAAGCGUCUGCGUGCCCAGUCCAUGCCGACCUACCCGCUACGUAGUCAAGCGUUGUCGUUCCGUCAGCUGUGAGCCCGUUUCCUACCCAUCUGCCUCCUGUCAACCUUUCUGCGGCCGUCCGGGGUCUUCUGCAUCUGCCAUCUGCAAACCAACUUGCCCGCGGACUUUCUACAUACCCAGUUCCAGCAAACAGCCUUGCAGUACCUCGGUUUCCUACCGCCCGAUUUGCCGCCCAAUCUGCUCUGGACCAAUCACCUGCAGGCAGCCGUACCUGACCUCCGUCUCCUACCGUCCCGCCUGCUACCGCAGGUGCUACUCCAUCCUGCGCCGCCCGGUCUGCGUCACGUCCUACUCUUAUCGCCCUGUCUGCUCCCGCCCGCCUUGCGCUGAGUCCUACCUCUGCAAACGGGAUUGCAGAAAGUCCUCUUCCAGCCAUCCGGAUUGUGCUGCCUCAACCCCUUGCAAGACGGAGGGCUCAGAGGAGUGUCCCUGCCAGCCGACUGCGGCCAAACCCACCAGCCCAGCCACCCGGGAAGCCGCAGCCGCUCAGCCUGCUGCCGGCAAGCCUGCCAACUGCUGA